AUGGAGGCUGACUUGGAUGUGUUAAAGGAAUGCGAGGGUGUAAAUACUCAGGUUACCUGUGAAAGACUAAACUUCCCUCCUGAACCAUUUGAGGUGGACCUUGAUAUGCUCAAUGAUGAUAAAGUUUGGGAGGACCUUGAGUUAAUUGAAAAAAAAUCCAACGAACCCUUAUUAUUUGAACUUAAACUGGAUAUACUAGAAUUCAGAGCUAAAUCGUUUUUCAAGGUGCUAAUCAAAAAUAGGGAAUUUAGUACUAGGGGCUUGUACCUAACAACUAUAAUAAUUAAAUUUAACUCGGCUGAUUAUACGGCAUGGUACUAUCGCAAUGAAUGUAUGAAAUCUCUUGAUAUGGACUUGAGAGAGGAACUGGAUUUUACUAGGAAAAUAACUAUGGAAUCUAUUAAGGCUUUCCAACCUUGGAAUCACAGAAGGAACAUCUGUACUCUAGCAAAAUCUGGCUUUAACGAGAUUGAGUAUGUCAAACUGGAGAUCUCAACGUCACCUAAGAAUCAGUGUGCAUGGGGUUAUUUGACUUGGCUUGUUCGGAAAUUUGGUGUUCUAGACUUGUUCAAAGAACUUGAAUUUGUAGAAUUCUUAGUUUCAGGCGAUGUAUACAACAACUCAGCCUGGAAUUACAAGAAUUUUAUCUUCAAGUACUUUAAAGAUGAUUUUGAUUUAGAUUUCAUGGUUAAAGAGCUAGGCAAAGACUUUCAAAGGCUUUUAAAGAGAACUGAUAAUGAAGGAUUGUGUUCAUACAUAAUAGAUAUGGUUCAAUUUCUCGAGAAAUCGUACAAUAAGUGUAUUAUGACUAACUGUGAAUGUGAGGGUCCUCUGAGUAUAUGCCUCGUUAAAAUCAUAAAAUUACAACCUCCUUCUCUUCAACUUCUAAGGCUUCUGAAAAAAUUAAAACCAGAUGAAGAGGUCCUCCAUCAAAUGGCUAUUCUAGACCCUAUCAGGUCUGAUUUCUAUAAAAUAAGCAAAAGCCUACCUUAAUCAGUUUUAAUUAAGGCGAAAUCCUCUAUUAAAAAUUAAUCAGUUCAUAAUCUUACUAUUAACUAUACCUCAAUUUCCCUCCAUACA
Molecule: messenger RNA, 1080 nt
Organism: Theileria parva strain Muguga
Lineage: Eukaryota; Apicomplexa; Aconoidasida; Piroplasmida; Theileriidae
Gene: Fnta
Product: Protein prenyltransferase alpha subunit repeat family protein
Exons: 7
Coding region: 1-993 (330 amino acids)
Biological process (GO): protein farnesylation; protein geranylgeranylation
Cellular component (GO): CAAX-protein geranylgeranyltransferase complex; cytoplasm; protein farnesyltransferase complex
Molecular function (GO): CAAX-protein geranylgeranyltransferase activity; protein farnesyltransferase activity
Source: RefSeq, a predicted model, not a curated record